Messenger RNA from Mixia osmundae IAM 14324, 2901 nucleotides. RefSeq lists its product as uncharacterized. The record is from RefSeq and is a predicted model, not a curated record. Gene Ontology annotation, molecular function: guanyl-nucleotide exchange factor activity. The coding region runs from base 1 to 2901 and encodes 966 amino acids. The transcript has 5 exons. Lineage: Eukaryota; Fungi; Basidiomycota; Mixiomycetes; Mixiales; Mixiaceae.
AUGCGCUUUGACCCCGAAGACGCGAAAAUGCAUCUUUGGCGCCGUCGACAACGCUCGCGGCCAGUCUUGCUUCCCGUGCUAGCGUCGGACUGCACGUGGAAAGAGGGAGAGGAAGGAGACCAUGGUGUGUGGUGGUGCUCAUCCACACGUUUGCCCUGCCGUGCCGUGAAAAGAUCGCUGACAAUUCGCGGCUACUCGAUCUCGCUAGAUGUCCAGUCAGAUGACGAGCUGGAUGAAAUCUUUCAAGCCAAACCAGAGAGAGCCAGACAGCGUGCGUGCCUCCCAAACAAGGUCGCACGAUCAUUCCAAAGGGGUGCAAGCAAAAGUGGCACGACAGCUAAGCCUCAGCUCGGAUUGGCCAUCACACAAGAAAGUCCUAUCUAUACGGCCAUGAUGAGCUCGGCACGCACUCCACAGAGCCCGCCAGAACUGCACGUUAGGAUGCCUCUGACCUGUUCGAACGCAAACGAUCGCAUUGGCUCGGUCCAGGUGCCGCGAGCGCCUUCACGGAGUAGUACGAGGACAGCAGAGCAGGAACGUCAGCGGUCCUUAAGCAACAAUGAUGCCGUGCUCCUGUUCGGACGUGGACAGACAGCGACCGGACGCUCUGACUUGCUCCAACAGAGCAACCGAUUGGCCUCUCGAAGCUAUACCGACUUGCGUGCUGCCUUGGAUCAGCCUGCGUCUGCCUAUCGGCCCAGGAAGCCUCUGCCGCCUAUCCCGAUGACACAGUCGCGUGCCGUCGUGAUCAGAUCGAGCGUCUCGAGAGAUCUGCCGCCUCUGCCCGUCGAGCUGCCUGUCCUGCCUCGAAGUAGGCGACACUACGACUCACUCGCGACGCGCCUUACCAGCGCUGUCUCUCACGCGGACCAGAUAGCAGCUUCUCGUCCCUUGCUCGAGCAAGGACUGUCUGGGGCCGAUCGCGCAAUGCAGGCCGCACGCUCGCCCAGCGUCACUACGAUCAGACAAGCUUCGACCUCGAGCACUGCGUCGCGUGCAACCACGACGAGCACGGCAGCCACCUCGACACGCUCCGUCAAGCUGACGAACCACGCUGCUGCCUCUGCGAUAGACGACAUGGUGCAAGCUCUCGAUAGUAUCCUUCCGGUCUACGCCCAGGAUGAUACCGUGCUCGCGUCCAGCAGCUGCAGCUGGUCUUCCAAGCAUCCCGCCAAGCUCAAACGACGUACCAAGUCAACAAGCAGCGCUUCCUAUAGAACACCGACAGUCGCGUCCAGCCUCUACUCGUCCAGCGACCGUCAGAGCCAGACUACCGUGUCACCCGGAGGACCCUUUCGUCACGCGCGCAGGCUCAGUACGCUUCUCUUGACAUCGCCCGAGCAGGCUCUAGCGACUUCGCCUGAGAGGACGCCCCGGGUUCGCAAGGUUCAAAAUGCUGGGCUGGCCGGCAGCAUGAUAUCUGCCACUGCGCGAAGCACGCAGAUGCACGACGAUUGCGACAGCUUGGACGUCACAGCGCAUGCUGGGAAUGCAAACAAUCUGGCGCCGCAUCGGACGCGAUCACUGCGUUGCAAGCCUGACCGCGUACGAGCUGUGUUGCGCAACUCCUUCUUCUUGCCGCCCGCGCCAGCUGUUAGCACAGGUCCGUCCGGUCAAGCUGCUCUGACGAGCGCAGCGCCGCUCGAGGCUGCCAUCGGGUUCAGGGAGCAGACUGAUCUGCCUGGUACUGUCGCGCCGCAGGCGUACGCCGAUACUGCUACGAUCAUACUCGCCAGGCGCCCGCAGGACAAGGGAUCCCCUUCGCCUGGCCCACAGAUACCGUGCACCAUCAACGGCCGCCGAAGGAGUUUCCUGGCUGGGCUGCGAAGGACACGCACAGCAUCAAGCGAUCCUGCCCCGCCGACUGCUGCACUCCUCAGUAGCGUCGCUAGCGAAGUUCCCAGUCCUGAAAUUGCGCACGAGUCGUCCGAUGUCUCGACAGCGCAGGUGCAGAUGAUCCCAGCAGUGGCUGAGAAGUAUUUCGCUGCGCCUCUCUCAGCAGAGAGCACACAGAACCCUUUCGAGCGGGGCAGCCUCUCGAGUAUUGCUCCGGCACAGCGGCCAUAUGUUCUGGGCGCGCUCAUGUGCAUCAAAGACGACCAAGACUUUGCAGAGGCAGUCGAGCAGCUCGGUCAGAAGUUCGCGAUCAACGAGACACCCGAUGUCGACGACUGGCGAAUGCACAUGCGCGUCCUCUUUGUCUUACGCGAGCUGCGAGAAUCGGAGCGCACGUACGCUAUGCAUCUCAACUCUAUGAUCAAGCUACUCGACAGCAAUACUGCAGCACUCAAUGAUGCGGCCGAACAUGUUCAGAUCGACUCUGAAGACGCGGUGCUACUCGACCAGUGCAAGUUCCUCCGGCAGUACCUUGCACCCUUGCACAGAGUCUCUGUGCGCUUCUCCCGUCUGCUUGCUGCCAAUCCGACCGCAAGCGGCGCUGCCGGUGCGCUGUUUGCAUCACAGGCGGAGCUCCAGACCGCCUACAAUGUGUGGUCGCACGUUGCAGAAGAAGCAAUGCAAGCAGCUCGCUCCGUCACCUUUCACACCGCUACCACUCUUGGCGAGCGGUCUGGUACACACGUAGCGGGACGCAAUAACUCGAAACGGCUCAGCAAGCUCACUUCGGUCCUGUCGCCCAGAGCACGCAGCAGACGCUACGAGAAGAUCGGUGCGACUGCCGGUCUGUCACGUCUAGCAAUGACAGACGUGGUCAUUAUGCCCAUUCAGCGUAUCACGCGCCUCGCGCUUUUCUACAAAGAGCUCCGCGCGCUCCUUGGUCCAGACGAUGAAGCCGCGGCUGUGCUGCAGGAGGCUCUCGUCGCAGCUCGGUCCCUCGCGAGCAUAUGUAACGAGGCCAGGCACUCGCUAAGCAGGCCGUCUUCGACUCAGUCCACACACUAA